This is a messenger RNA of Blumeria graminis f. sp. triticale, 2037 nucleotides long. The record is from the annotation of a GenBank genome assembly. Lineage: Eukaryota; Fungi; Ascomycota; Leotiomycetes; Helotiales; Erysiphaceae.
AUGCGGCGAUGUCUAUUCUCUUGUCUGCGUCUCUCUGGUAGCAGCCAAGCUAGGUCUGGCCCAUCGGCUCACCGCUGGUUGACCAACUCCACUUCACGAACUGCCCAAGCAUCCAAACUUGUCUCGGAACUCGAACGCCGCAUACAAGCUAUACCGAUCGACCGAUUCCGAAAUUUUUGCAUCGUUGCACACGUUGAUCAUGGCAAAAGUACCCUCUCAGACCGGCUACUUGAGUUGACCGGUACUAUCGAAGCUGGAAGUAACAAGCAAAUCUUGGACAAGUUGGACGUAGAGAGAGAACGAGGUAUUACAGUUAAGGCGCAAACCUGCUCUAUGCUUUAUCAGUACAAUGGGCUAGAUUACUUGUUGCACCUAGUAGACACGCCGGGACAUGUAGAUUUCAGAGCGGAAGUAUCAAGGUCUUACGCCUCAUGCGGAGGUGCUCUACUCCUCGUCGACGCAAGUCAGGGUGUUCAAGCGCAGACUGUUGCAAAUUUUUAUCUCGCAUUCUCCCAAGGCUUACGACUAGUACCAGUUGUGAAUAAGAUUGACCUACCAUCCGCAGAUACUGAAAGGGCCUUGGAACAAAUGAAAUCAGCUUUCGAACUGCAACCAGAAAAUGCUGUACUCGUAUCUGCUAAGACUGGGAUUAAUGUGGAGAAUGUAUUACCAAAUGUUAUUCAACAAAUACCUGCCCCGGCAGGAGAUCAUAAGAAGCCACUCAGGCUUCUACUCGUGGACUCAUGGUACGAUACGUACAAGGGAGUUAUACUCUUGGUGCGGAUAUUUGAUGGAGUUAUCAAGGCGGGUGAUCAGAUAAGAUCGUUUGCAACUGGUCUAAAAUAUUUCGUGGGCGAGGUUGGAAUUAUGUACCCUCACGAAACUCCACAGACUGCCCUUCGUGCUGGGCAAGUUGGAUAUAUUUUCUUCAAUCCUGGCAUGAAGAAGAGCCAAGAGGUUAGAGUUUUUCUAUUUUUUGAAAUACAUUUCACUUUAAGUGUUUUUGACGCCAUGAAAUUGGCCUAUCUUGAGGAAGCGCUGAGUGGUGAUACAUUUACCACCGUUGGAUCAGAAAAGAUCGUAGAGCCCUAUCCCGGCUUUGAGGAACCCAAAUCAAUGGUUUUUGUAUCGGCGUUUCCAGUAGAUCAGAGUGAUCACACUCAUUUGGAAGAUUCUAUAAAUCAAAUCGUCUUAAAUGAUCGCAGCGUCUCUCUGCAAAAAGAAUCAUCAGAGGCUCUUGGUGCUGGGUGGAGACUUGGAUUCCUAGGAACCUUACAUUGCUCUGUCUUUGAAGAUCGCCUACGUCAAGAGCACGACGCCAGCUUAAUCAUUACGCCUCCAUCUGUCCCUUUCAAGGUUAUUUGGAAGGAUGGUCGCGAAGAGAUCUUUCAGACACCUACUCACUUCCCCGAUACCGAGGCUCGAAAGCAAGAUAUUGGGGAGCUCCAGGAGCCUUACGUAAAUGCCACCAUCACACUCCCAGAGGAAUACUUGGGAAAAGUUAUUGAGCUGUGCGAGGCAAGUAGAGGUGAGCAAAAGGAGCUAAGUUUUUUCACAGCCACACAAGUAAUUCUUCAGUACGACUUGCCACUUGCACAACUAGUAGAUGACUUUUUCGGCAAGCUAAAAGGGGCUACUAAGGGAUAUGCAAGCCUUGAUUAUGAAGAUGCAGGCUUCAGAAGAAGUUCUAUUGUUAAGAUGCAGCUUCUUGUAAAUAAAGAGCCUGUUGACGCUGUAUCACGAGUAGUUCAUCUUUCACAAGUUGAACGAAUCGGCCGUCAGUGGGUCGUCAAAUUUAAAGAACAUGUUGAACGGCAAAUGUUUGAAAUAGUCAUUCAAGCAGCAGUUGGGCGUCGUAUCGUUGCUCGAGAAACAAUCAAGCCGUUUAGAAAAGAUGUACUGGCAAAACUUCACGCUGCUGAUAUUGGUCGAAAAAGAAAGCUACUUGACAAGCAAAAAGAAGGUAGGAAGAGGUUAAAGGCGGUCGGAAACAUCUCAAUUGACCACAAAGCCUUCCAAAAGUUUUUGGCGAGGUAA